CCCACAGCUGUAAAUGGCAAAGAUCAUCGAGAACUUCAGCUGGAUGUUCUGUUGUUUUUUCAGCUCCAUUUGGAUUUGUCUUUUUAUUAAAGAUGUGCUUAACUAAUUGUAUUGAUUGUGGCCACCAAAAGGAAAAAGAAUGAUAGAUGGAAAAUUGAGUGAAUGCCAAGAAUUCAAGAGAAGACAAACAUGUGGAGACUGCUUUUGAUACCCUUGUAUGCUUUUAUGCUGGCGGACUCAAGUCAUGCUCAAGACGAGCAAAACUGUGCUACAGUACUAAUGUGUGGUCCAAGAACAUUACGUGGGGAAAAUGCUAUAAAAACAAAGGAAUAUAAUUUAACCUCAGAUCUACCAGUGCUUAACAUCUCCAACAAUCAUGUGACAUUCACAACUGGAUUCAUCAGAACCAGGGUUAUUCCUGUAGCUUAUAUGAUUGCUAUUGUUAUCGGAAUUCCUUCAAACGCCCUGGUUCUGGCAUUUCUGAGUCGGAAGACCAGAUGUUUGUCGAGUGCAAUCCUCUACUUAAGCCUAGCAGCUUCAGACCUUCUUCUCCUGGUCUCUCUCACACUUAAAGUCCACUACCAUCUGAACGGCAACAACUGGGUGUUUGGGGAACUCGCCUGCAAACUUGUGACAGCUUCCUUUUAUGGUAACAUGUACUGCUGCAUACAUACCCACAUGUGUAUUAGCAUGUUGCGGUAUUUAGCUGUGGUACAUCCAUUCCUGUACAGAAGACUCUCCAAAAGAUCUUGCACAACCUGGGCAAGCCUGACUGUGUGGAUUGUUUUUGCUAUGGCCAUGGCUCCGGAAUUACUCCCUCGUCAAAGCUACUACCUCGUCAACGACGGGAUCAUCACGUGUCACGACGUUCUACCUUAUGACGAUAAACUAUAUAACAUCCUAAUUUUUUAUAGAUUAUGCCUCAUUUUCCUAGGCUUCAUAUUUCCUUUCGCAGUCAUCAUAUUUACCUAUGGAUCCAUUGUAUAUCAGCUAAGCAGGUCUAGCUGUGAUUUUACAUAUUACAUCAAGGCAAGCACACUUGUAUUUGUGAUCUUCUUAGUGUGUUUCACGCCAAGUAACACGAUCCAUUUGAUACAUUAUGUGAGGCUGUAUACAAGCAAACAAGAUGACUUCUAUAAUUACUUCAGUGUAGCUGUGUGUGUCUGCUGCUUUCACAGUUGCCUGGACCCCUUCCUUUCUUACAUUAUAACAAAGACGUCAACCCCCAGAGAGAUCGUAUCUCACUUCCAGAAUGUCUCUGGGAAGUUCGGUGAUUCACUGCAAACCUACACCCGGUAAAAUGGAGAUACAUUAAAGUCGACCACACUCUGUGCUACUUGUACCAUUAUAACCAUUGCCCAAGUUGUCGAUAAAUAUUAUUGUCAAUUCACACUCUUAACCUUGUUACACUACCGUUCAAAAGUUUGGGGUCACUUUGAAAUGUCCUUAUUUUUGAAAGAAAAGCACUGUUCUUUUCAAUGAAGAUCACUUUAAACUAAUCAGAAAUCCACUCUAUACAUUGCUAAUGUGGUAAAUGACUAUUCUAGCUGCAGAUGUCUGGUUUUUGGUGCAAUAUCUCCAUAGGUGUAUAGAGGCCCAUUUCCAGCAACUCUCACUCCAGUGUUCUAAUGGUACAAUGUGUUUGCUCAUUGCCUCAGAAGGCUAAUGGAUGAUUAGAAAACCCUUGUACAAUCAUGUUAGCACAGCUGAAAACAGUUUAGCUCUUUAGAGAAGCUAUAAAACUGUAGCCUGGCAAGCCAGACUAAAUGUGAAUAUUUAGUCUGGCCUCGAUCCGUAGACAUUUCCAAAGCGGGUAGGAGGAACAAACCGCUGUCUUUCAAACUGUCUCUGUGCGUAUAGGCCAACGCUCUGACCAAUCAGCGCAACAGUGACUGUGACGUAGUCAGAGCGACAGAAAGCAGUGGGGGAGGCCUUGAAAUUAAAUAAUUUUUCAAAAUGCGUAUUAAUUAAUAAACAGGUCCUAGAUAUUAAGAAGUUUGGAGAUAAUGACCACAAGUUUGGAGUCUGUACCACAUACACAUUUUUUCCAAGUGUUUUUCAAGGGUUUGCUUAAACUGUUUUUGAGAGUUUUUAUUUAGUGGUGUUUGGUGAAAUAAUUUCCCUUAAAUUUAAAAUAACGGGAAAAUAAGAAACAAUCAAAAAGUAAUGUUUCAAAGCUGUUUAUUAAUUCUUCGUACUGCACAAACUAGCCCCAUCCUUUUGGCUACGAGCGGAGUCAGCUGGUAGAUCAGACUUUUGCCAUAGCCGGUCGGCAAAACAGCGAAAACGUCCUUCUUGAAAAGGAAUGAGCGGAGAGCCUCUUCCUGCUCAUGUUUCAAUGAAAACUCCAAAUCUAAUUCUUCUAAAACUGAUUCCAAAGCGGAGUCAAACGCGUGCUGUUCACUAGCCCGUAGCCAUUUUUCCUGUUGCGCUUUCUCCAGCAUCGCGCAGCUUUGUCGUCACUCCUGCAAAAGCCCGCCCAAAGAAUCCAAACAAAAACCUUGCGUUGUGAUUGGCGGGCACGAUUUGAUGCCCGGGGUGUUUUUGUUUAUAUGGUGCGAGGCUAGACCCAUUCGCUAGGCAAAAAUAUUUUUGGCCGCUAGGCGGUUGGGUCUAGUUUACUAGGCUAAUAAAACUGACCUUCAGAUUGAGUUUCUGAAGCAUCACAUUUGUGGGGUUGAUUAAAUGCUCAAAAUGGCCAGAAAAAUGUCUUGACUAUAUUUUCUAUUCAUUUUACAACUUAUGGUGGGAAAUAAAAGUGUGACUUUUCAUGGAAAACACAAAAUUGUCUGGGUGACCCCAAACUUUUGAACGGUAGUGUAUGUUUGGGCAUAAACGGAAGGACAGGAGUGUAUAACACAAAUAAUGCUUAGGGCACAUGCAUCUAUUCUACAGGAAAUCACAGGUACUUCAAUAAUAUAGGCUCUUAGAACAGAAUGUAUGAUGUUUCCAGAAAAAAAUCUUAACAAUAUAUGCAUAAUUAGGUUAUAUUUCACAGUUAUUCCAUGAAAUUGAGUUGUACAUGAGCUGAUAGCUGAUGAGGCGCGUAGCGCCAAGUUGGCUAUAGCCAUGUACAACAUGAUUGAGUGGAAUAACUGCUUUCUCAUAUUUACGUUCACUGGAUUUUAAGAAACAGAGCAUUUUUAUUUUUUGCAAAUUUGAUAAAUAAAAACUUUAUACAAAACGUCUGACAAAAUAAUUUCCGCUUAGAACGUAAACAAACUGGCCAAAUGACAGUAGCAAUUUGUGAAAAAAUGUGAUAAUAAUAAUUAUUGAAAAAUAAAAAAGGUACGUUCUUACCAUCAAAUACUUUUAUUCCAUAUUUUAUUGCUUUUAUUUUUUGUAUUUCUUGUGGUUUUGCUUUUGAAUAGAGUUUUUAUUUCAUCCUCGGUUGGUUCAGCAGUACGCUCCGCCGUUUUGUUUUUCUCUACUCUACGGUAUAUGAGCUGAUAGCCUAGUAGUAGAGUAGCCAAUCAGAGCACGCGAUUGCUCAUAUCCAGUGAAUGUGGCUACAAUAACGUGUUAUACUGAUUAAAGCAGCUUGUCAAUUUAUCCAGAAAAAUGAUGCCAUUUUAAAAACGAUGUACAUCUUUGCACUGGGGGCGGCACGGUGGUGUAGUGGUUAGCGCUGUCGCCUCACAGCAAGAAGGUCCGGGUUCGAGCCCCGUGGCCGGCGAGGGCCUUUCUGUGCGGAGUUUGCAUGUUCUCCCCGUGUCCGCGUGGGUUUCCUCCAGGUGCUCCGGUUUCCCCCACAGUCCAAAGACAUGCAGGUUAGGUUAACUGGUGACUCUAAAUUGACCGUAGGUGUGAAUGUGAGUGUGAAUGGUUGUCUGUGUCUGUGUGUCAGCCCUGUGAUGACCUGGCGACUUGUCCAGGGUGUACCCCGCCUUUCGCCCGUAGUCAGCUGGGAUAGGCUCCAGCUUGCCUGUGACCCUGCAGAACAGGAUAAAGCGGCUAGAGAUAAUGAGAUGAGAUGAGAUCUUUGCACUGGCAGAGAUUAAUUAUAGCAAAACUGCUGACUCUUCCUCUACUGUUGCUUUUUUAAAAAUAUCCUGUUGUUUGUAAAGGCUGUUUUUCCAGCUUUAAUUAUGAGUCAUAAAUGUUGAUGUAACAUGUAUUUCUUUGUUCUUUCUGUAUCUUCAUAAAAAAAAUAACUUUCUCAAUCUCUCCAUCAACCUUUCUUCAUCUUGAUAUUUUUGUACACUAGUGGCUGUUGGUCAUUUAUUUGUUCACAAUAUAUCAUCAGAGAUUGAAAACUCUUGAAAGCAGAAAUUAAAAAAAAAAAAAAGUACAUGAGUACUCCUGGGUACAAAUUCUUUCUUUAGCAACACCAUACAACAUGAUGAGAUGUCAGUAAGUCAGUACCUUGCAGAUAAGGUCUUUGGUGUGCAGCAGCAGAUCAUGGUAGUGUUUGGCUGUGUCUGGAUUAACUCCCUGUAGUUUGGCUGUUGGGAGAGUUAGAGCAGCAAAUGUCUUCUCUGCAUCUCCAGAAUUCAGAGCUUCGUUGAUUUCAGCAAUGGCGAUGACUCCUGCAGACACAGACGUCAUAUGGUUAGUGCGAUUAACAGAAAUGGAGAAAAAAAAACCCCAUACAUUUCUGUGUAGUGAAUCUAAAACACUUGUAUGUAUACUGAUAAAAUGCAAAAAAAGAUCAAGUAUAAUAUAAUCCAGCGUUGUGUAUCAAUUGU
Messenger RNA from Neoarius graeffei (lesser salmon catfish), 4688 nucleotides. RefSeq names its product coagulation factor II (thrombin) receptor-like 2 (gene f2rl2). Gene Ontology annotation, cellular component: membrane. Gene Ontology annotation, molecular function: thrombin-activated receptor activity. The transcript is spliced from 2 exons. Lineage: Eukaryota; Metazoa; Chordata; Actinopteri; Siluriformes; Ariidae. The record is from RefSeq and is a predicted model, not a curated record. The coding region runs from base 163 to 1299 and encodes 378 amino acids. Gene Ontology annotation, biological process: thrombin-activated receptor signaling pathway; blood coagulation; phospholipase C-activating G protein-coupled receptor signaling pathway.